This is a messenger RNA of Thyridium curvatum, 870 nucleotides long. RefSeq lists its product as uncharacterized. The coding region runs from base 1 to 870 and encodes 289 amino acids. Lineage: Eukaryota; Fungi; Ascomycota; Sordariomycetes; Thyridiales; Thyridiaceae. Gene Ontology annotation, biological process: small GTPase-mediated signal transduction. Gene Ontology annotation, molecular function: GTP binding; GTPase activity. The record is from RefSeq and is a predicted model, not a curated record. The transcript has 3 exons.
AUGGCGUCUUAUCAAUACCGCAACUCUUACUACGGACAACCUCCCCAGGAAAAGUACGACGGCGGCUUCGAUCGACGUCCUACCGGCGAUAGGCGAGGCGACAGGUCGGCGAGGGCCAGCGACGGCACCGUCAGCACCAUGAUGAGCACAUCGACAGGCCGGGAGUCGUCGGGGACGGCGAUGACCGAAGGCCCUGCCUACUCCAAGAAGAUUGUUGUGGUUGGCGAUGGCGGCUGCGGAAAGACGUGCCUCCUGAUCAGCUACAGCCAAGGAUAUUUCCCCGAGAAAUACGUUCCUACCGUCUUUGAGAACUACAUCACAUACCCGACGCACCCUCCCACUGGUAAGACCGUCGAGCUGGCUCUUUGGGACACUGCCGGACAAGAAGAGUACGACCGCCUACGGCCGCUCUCUUACCCCGAGACUGACCUCAUCUUUGUCUGUUUCGCCAUCGACUGCCCCAACUCUCUGGAGAAUGUGAUGGACAAGUGGUAUCCUGAAGUUCUACACUUCUGCCCCUACACCCCGCUCGUCCUUGUCGGGCUCAAGUCCGACUUGCGCUUCAAGAAGACCUGCAUUGACAUGCUCAAGACCCAGGGCCUGACGCCCGUGACCACGGAGCAGGGCCUUGCCGUUGCCAAGAAGAUGGGCGCCCAGUACAUGGAGUGCAGCAGCAAGGAGAUGAAGGGCGUCGACGAGAUCUUUGAGCGGGCCAUCCUCACGGUUGUGGCUAAUGACCGGAAAAAUCUCGAGAUGCAGGCCGCCGCCACCUACGGCAACAGCUCAACAGGCGGCAACAGCGGUGGCGGCAGUUUCCCUGGCGUCAACGGGCCUCCUAAGAAGAGGAAGAGAAAGUGCAUCGCCUUGUAA